Molecule: messenger RNA, 2394 nt
Organism: Cucurbita pepo subsp. pepo (vegetable marrow)
Lineage: Eukaryota; Viridiplantae; Streptophyta; Magnoliopsida; Cucurbitales; Cucurbitaceae
Product: putative hexosyltransferase MUCI70
Source: RefSeq, a predicted model, not a curated record
UUGCCUAUGCAUAAUUUACAUUUGUAAAAAUAAAUAUCGGAUGAAUAUUCCAUCACUGGAUCAUCCCAUAUCAACGAACAAAAUUUAUAUUGAAUGCAAAGCUUCAUUAAUUUGGUUUUAUGAUCCCAGAUUAUUCUCGAUUUCGAAAAACCUAGAUUCAUUCCCUCCUCUAUCUCCUUCUAAUUUUUCUUCGUUUAUUAGCAAGCAACAUCGCCUUAGAUAUAGGGAUUUGAUCCUGCUGCCAACUCAGUUUCUAUUCGUUUUGGUAGAACUAGUAUUGUUGUUGUGAAAUCUGAACUGCAUUUUGGUUUACAGAGAAUGUUAAUUGGCGAGGCGAAAUUUUGGAGGAGCCGGAGAGUCUUGGCUUAAUUUUUGUGGGGUGGGUCUUGAAAUCUUUGCGCCUUGAAGCCAAAAUCAGAGACGUUUCUUCGGUGGGUGUGUGAGAGAGAGAUAAGAGGGGGUUAUGAGAAGAGUACAUGUUAGUUUGGAGGAACAAUGACUGGACCGUCAUUGGGACUUCGUUCAGCGAGUUACGGGGCAUUGGAUAAACAGCUGAAUAAUGUAGUUCCGCCAUUCCAAACUGCACGUAAGCCUUCCAAAAUGAUGAAGGAGAAGGAUUAUUCGUUUCCUUGGAUCUGCAAGUUCGUCCAUAGAAAGAAGAUUGGGAUGCUGCUUCUGUGUGUUGUUUCUGCUGCGGUUUUCCUUUGGGUACUGUACAUGGGCAAAGGUGAGGAUGCCCAAGAAGAACAGCAUAUCCAGCACAUCAGUAUGAACAAUAGCUUAGUUAUGAGUUUCAGGCAAUCCCCAUCUCAAGAUAUUAUGGAUGAUAGAAGUAGUUCCUUGACAAAGAGGAGAGAGACAUCUUCAUUGGCAUCACCUCCUCCUCCUCCUCCACCGCCUUCUCUUCCUCCUCCACCACCUUCGUUUCCUCCACCAGCAAUUUUCAUGGGUUACACUCUUCCACCAGGACACCCUUGUAAUAAUUUUGCCCUGCCUCCCCCACCUGCAGAUAAAAAGAGAACUGGUCCGAGGCCAUGUCCAGUAUGUUACCCUUCCGUUGAAGAAUCUGUUGCCUUGAUGCCAAAUGCCUCAUCAGAUUCACCUGUUAAAAAAUUGGAAUAUAUUUAUGAGGAAAACAUAAGAAGAGAGACGGAAUUUGGAGGUUCGGACUUUGGUGGAUAUCUUACUUUAGCCCAGAGGACAGAUUCUUUUGAUGUAAGGGAGUCAAUGAGAGUGCAUUGUGGGUUUGUGAGGGGAGUCAAACCUGGUCGCAACACAGGUUUUGAUAUCAAUGAUGAUGACCUUCAUGAUAUGGAGCAGUGUCGUGGUGUGGUUGUUGCAUCUGCAAUAUUUGGAAAUUUUGAUGUUAUAAAUCAACCAAAGAACAUUAGUGAAUAUGCCAAGAACACUGUUUGCUUCUUCAUGUUUAUUGAUGAAGAGACAGAAGCAUCAUUAAAGGAAACUGGUAUCAUCCUGGAAAGCAGCAAGAAAAUUGGGUUGUGGAGAAUCGUUGUGGUCCAUAACUUACCUUACAAAGACGCAAGACGUACUGGAAAAAUUCCAAAACUUCUGGUGCACAGAAUGUUUCCUAAUGCUCGAUAUUCUCUUUGGAUUGACGGCAAACUUGAGCUUGUUGUGGAUCCAUAUCAAAUUCUUGCAAGGUUCUUAUGGAGAAAAAAUGCUACAUUUGCAAUUUCUAGACACUACAAACGCUUUGAUGUGUUUACGGAAGCUGAUGCGAAUAAAGCUGCCGGAAAGUAUGAUAAUGCUUCUAUUGACUUUCAGGUUAACUUUUAUGUAAUGGAAGGUUUGACUCCUUAUUCCGAAGCCAAGCUUCCCAUUACAAGUGAUGUUCCCGAGGGAUGUGUGAUACUUAGAGAGCAUGUGCCUAUUAGCAAUUUGUUCAGUUGCCUCUGGUUCAAUGAAGUCGAUCGUUUUACAUCAAGAGAUCAGAUCAGUUUUUCAACUGUGAGGGACAAACUAAUGGCCAAAACUAAUUGGACACUCUAUAUGUUCUUGGAUUGUGAAAGGCGCAAUUUCGUGAUUCAGAAAUAUCAUAGGGACGUACUUGAACAGAAGGCUGUCCAUCCCCCACCACCUCCACCUUCCUUACCAUCUUCUAUAGUUAAUCCUGUCAGCAAGUUGUCGUCGGAAAAAGUUCCGAGUUUACCAAGGAAGGCUUCCCAAAGACGUAGUCGAGAGAGGAGGUCUCGGCAUCAUCGUAAAGUCAUUGCAGCACGGGACAAUGAUUUGAGUUGAGGUUUUGUUCGGAAAGAGUCAAUUUUAUGGCUUUUUGAACAACCCCUUUUAAAAUAUUUAUCAUACUGGGGAUAGGAUGGCUGUGCAAGAUGAGUGAUCUAAUUCUAUUCUAUUCUGUUCUACAUAGUUCAUUUC